Molecule: messenger RNA, 1107 nt
Organism: Arachis ipaensis
Lineage: Eukaryota; Viridiplantae; Streptophyta; Magnoliopsida; Fabales; Fabaceae
Source: RefSeq, a predicted model, not a curated record
AGCAGCACAAGAAUCACACACGACGAUGAUGACCACAAAGGAGGCCGAAGAUAGAAGAAAGGUCGCCGCUCUCAUGAAUGCCAUUCUAAACUUGUCUCAGAGCAUAGAUCUGAAGCUGGAUGGGCCAGAUGGUCGCAUUGCAAUGGUGGAGUCAAAAGUGACAACCUCAGAGGGCAUGCUUCUCAACAUAUUGGAUAUGGUCCAACGACAGCAUGAGAAGAACGAUAUGAUAGUGAUGGUCCCUAAUACAGAAGUUGUUGCGAACUCUUCCAUCAUGCCCAACCCAAUGGGGGUGAAGGCUCACAGAAUGUAUACCACCAUGUUGAGUGCGGAUUGGUCGGCGGAUGGUGCCGUGUUAGAGCAACUGAUGUCUCCUACUGUGACAUCAGCAUUGGGAAAGGGCAAGGGCAAGGCCACCCAGCAACAACCUGUGUAGGAUUAUAGCCUGCUUGAUAUUGUUGCUCCAUAUUCUCCAGGGGAUGAAGGAGACAUUGCUCAAAUCGAACAACAUGGAUGCACUCAAACAUGGCCAAACAGUGAAUGCAACAUGCUGACUACAACAAACACUUAUUCCCAUUGGUCAAUGGGUUCAGGAAAGACGUUAUCGGGAGGACUAGUGGGAGGAAAAAGGGUUGCAGAUUUCUCUGGAGACUUCCAGGGGUUAACCACGUAGAUUGCUGGGCUCCAUAGCUCAACCACACUUACCACAAACAACGCAAAGUUGCCCAAGGUUGAUGGUGUAGAGAUAACACCCAUGGAGAGGCGGCCGAUGUUGAACUUGAUGCGUAUGUUGCCAAAUUGUCCAAAGCCGUCGGCACCUAGACGCCCUGUCGUCCGGCAGAUGGUGGGAGGACGCAACCGUUGUUCAUCUGGCACCGUCGACUCCACACUACCUUCCGUCCCGCAGGUAUGCAAAUUGUUUGUAAAAGCUCCUUAACUGUGGCUAAUUUGGCAUGUAUAACUGAUGUAGUUGGUUUUGGGUGCACUAACGCAACUAGUUCACAACUUACAAAGCCUCAAGAUGUACUUCAGGCCAACUUUGGGCAUGGGGUUGUCAUGGAAGAGACCAAACUUGUUGCAUACAUCUUCUCCCCAAAGGAAGAAGAU